UAAUGUGUUUCACAUUAUUGAUCAGAUAAAGUUUUCAAGGUUAUCAUUGUGAAUUGUCAUCUUUGCAUUGAGUGUCGUUUACGCUUAUGCAGUCCCUUUUAGCUACAAGUUUCUCUUUAAACUUUGUCUAAGGUCUCCAUUUCCGUUCUGGAAAAAAAAGUUUUUUUUUCUAAAAAUUUCUAAUAUAUAUUAAGAAAAAACAAAAAGAAAAUGACUGUUGAAUCCAAAGGAAGUCGGAUAGUAGCGAAACAAGUCGUUUGGCGAGAAAACAGUCCUGACAAGUGUGAAACUCCAAGUGUUAGAAUCAGUUUCAGAAGAGAAGGAAUUAUUGGAUCAGGAAGUAGUUUUGGCGUGGUUCAAACUGUUAAUAUUACCAAAAUAUUCAGCUCUGCUGGGGAUACAAGAGUACCUGAGAACGGAUUAAAGUUAGCUAUGAAGACCUUGAGUGUAAAAAGACGAGAAUCCCGGGAGCUAAAUAUACUCAAGGAGACAAACCAUCUAAAUAUUGUUAAACUUAGGUUUUAUUUCUAUACCCACGCUAAAGAUACUAGAGAACUAAAACUAAAUCUCCUAUUUGAUAUUCACCAAACCUCACUCUUCCACCUUAUAGAGAAGUUGUCUAAUGAAGAGAGUAGAAUGUCAUCUUCUGAUAUAUUGAAUUACGGGCAGCAAAUACUUCAAGGGUUGGAAUACCUGCACAAUAAGAGUAUUGCGCACAGAGACUUAAAGCCUAGAAACUUGCUGGUCGACGAAGAAAACCGGUUUCUUCAAAUUUGUGAUUUAGGAAGUGCAUGCAGGGUUGGAGAGGGCCUGGAUCUUAAUCCUUAUAUUUGCAGCAGAUUUUACCGAGCUCCAGAACUUCUACUUGGAUCUACUGAUUAUAAUUCCCAGGUUGAUAUCUGGAGUGUUGGAUGUGUCCUUGGAGAGAUGGCUCUUCUCCAUCCUCUAAUACCAGGACAAGAUACAGGAGAUCAAAUAGGAGAGGUGAUGGAUCUAUUGGGAGCUCCGACUGAGACUGAUCUAGUGGAGAUGGGACUUCAGCAUCCUGGACUCUACUAUACCGUUGGAGCUCUCACUGAUAGGAUUCAAGAUUUUGGCAGAGAGGAUCGUAUCCACAAACUCCUGAAUCCUGUACUUGGAUUCUAUCCUUGGAUCUCAUCUACUCUUCAAUCAAUACUUCAAUACAAUCCAUCCAGUAGACCUACUCCUUCUCAACUCCUAGCAAUCAUUUCCAGCUCCUAGCAAUCCUUUCCAGCUCCUAGUAAUCCUUCCCAACUCCUAGCAAUCAUUCCUAGCUCCUAGAAAUUAUUCCUAGCUCCUAGCUAUCUUUUCCAGCUCCUAGCAAUCCUUCCCAGCUCCUAGAAAUCCUUCCAAACUCCUAGCAAUCAUUCCAAACUCCUAGCAAUUAUUCCUAGCUCCUAGUAAUCCUUUCCAGCUCCUACCAAUCCUUCCCAGCUCCUAGAAAUCCUUCCCAGCUCCUAGCAAUCCUUCCCAACUCCUAGCAAUCAUUCCAAGCUCCUAGCAAUUAUUCCUAGCUCCUAGCUAUCCUUUCCAGCUCCUAGCAAUCCUGCCUAGAUCCUAGCUAUUCUUCUUAGAUCCUAGCAAUCCUUCUAACUCCUAGCAUACUUCCCAGCUCCUAGAAAUCCUUCCUAGCUCCUAGCUAUCCUUCUUAGAUCCUAGCAAUCCUUCCCAGCUCUUAGCAAUCAUUCCCAGCUCCUAGAAAUUAUUCCUAGCUCCUAGCUAUCAUUCCUAGCUCCUAGCAAUCAUUCCCAGCUCCUAGCAAUCGUUCCUAGCUCUUGGCUAUCAUUCCUAGCUACUAGCAAUCCUUCCCAGCUCCUUGAAAUCCGGCCUAGAUCCUAUCAAUCCAUCCUACCUCCUUGCUAUCCUUCUUAGAUCCUAGCAAUUCUUCCCAGCUCCUAGCAUACUUCCCAGCUCCUAGCAAUCCUUCCUAGCUGCUUGCAAUUCUUCCCAACUCCUAUCUAUCCUUCCUAACCCCUUGCUAGCCUUCCUUGCUCCCAGCCAGCCAUCCUUCCUAUUCCUAGCUCCUAGCUAUAAUUCUUCCCAGCUCCUCGCUAUCUUUCUUAGCUCCUAGCAAUCCUUCCUAGCUCCUAGCAAUCCUUCUUAGCUCCUUGAAAUCCUUCUUAUAUCCUAGCUAUCUUUCUUAGCUCCUAACAAUCCUUCUUAUAGCUCCUAGCAAUCUUCUUAGCUUCUAGUUUUUUUCUUAUAGCCUAGCAAUCAUUCCUAACUCCAAGAAAAUCUUUCCUAGCUCCUAUAAAUACUUUCCAGCUCAAAGCAAUCCUUCCUAACUACUAGCUGUCCUUGCUAGCUCCUAGCUAUCCUUCUUAGCUUCUAGCUAUCUUUCCUAGCUCAUAUCAAUCCUUCCCAGCUCCUAGAAAUCCUUUCUAGUUCCUAGCUAUACAUUAUAGCUCCUAGCAAUCCUUCCCAGCUCCAAGCAAUCCUUCCUAAUUCCUAUCUUUCCUUCCUAGCUCCCAGCUAUCCUUCCUAGCUCCUACCUAUCUUUCCUAGGUUCUAGCAUUCCUUCCUAGCUACUAGCUAUCCUUCCUAUUUCACAUUUAUCCAUCCUAGCUCCUAGCUAUCUUUCCUAGCUCCUAGCUAUUCUACCUAAGUUCCUAACUCCUAGCAAUCCUUCCAAGCUCAAAGCUAUCCUUCCUAGCUACUUGCUAUCCUUCCCAGCUUAUAGCAAUCCUUCCUAGUUUUCAGUUAUCCUUCCUUGCUUCUAUCUAUUCUUUCUAGAUCCUUGCAAUUUUUUCCCAACUUCUUGCAAUCCUUCAUAGCUCCUAGCAAAUCCUUCUUGCAUCCUUUCUAUCUUUCUAGCUUCUAGCUGUCCUUCCGAGCUCCUAACUAUCCUUCCUAGUUCUUAGCUAUUCUUCCUAGCUUCUAGCUUUCCUUCCGAGCUCCUAGCUAUCCUCCCUAGUUCUUAGCUAUCCUUCCUAGUUCAUAGCUAUUCUUCCUAGCUCCUAGCUAUCCUUCUUAGUUCUUUUCUUCCUUUCUUCUUAUCUUUGCAAUACACUUAUGAAAUGGUAAAUGAUUAUAAAAUGUAUUUACUUCAAUUUUACAUUGUAAAAUGUGUACGGAGUCUCUUAUUCCAGAAGAAUUAUUCAACACGUGUAUAGAAUUAUCUAUUUUUCAUCAUUAUUUUGACAUUUUCUUAUUUUUAUUCUAUUGAUGUUCUUGUGCAAAGUCAUAUUUUAGAGAUAUACAUGUAGAGAAUUCUUUAUCAUAAUCUGUUGUAUCAAAGUAACGUUUAUAUGCAAUUUCUAAUAAAAAUUUUCAUGUAAAUCAUGUACCUUAGGUAGCC
Eurytemora carolleeae is the source of this 3319-nucleotide messenger RNA. RefSeq names its product glycogen synthase kinase-3. NCBI's taxonomy places the organism in Eukaryota, Metazoa, Arthropoda, Copepoda, Calanoida, Temoridae. Bases 211 to 1242 code for a protein of 343 amino acids. Gene Ontology annotation, biological process: signal transduction; protein phosphorylation. The record is from RefSeq and is a predicted model, not a curated record. The transcript is spliced from 12 exons. Gene Ontology annotation, cellular component: cytoplasm. Gene Ontology annotation, molecular function: ATP binding; protein serine/threonine kinase activity.